Dreissena polymorpha is the source of this 623-nucleotide messenger RNA. Its product is annotated as mucin-2-like. The record is from RefSeq and is a predicted model, not a curated record. Bases 156 to 623 code for a protein of 155 amino acids. NCBI's taxonomy places the organism in Eukaryota, Metazoa, Mollusca, Bivalvia, Myida, Dreissenidae. The transcript has 5 exons.
UAUGGAAUAAAUCGUCUGCUGAUCCAUGGUGAGCAGACACAUAUGUACAUUAGCGAAAUAACCCGUUGCGCUGAGUUCAAAAAUAACACACGGACGGCUUACUGGGUAACACGUGCUCUCUAUUUAUCCGACAUAUCAACACUUCAUCCGCGAGUAUGCAAUCUUACUUUGGCAUUGACACUACGGCCACUCUACCACCACAAUUGACGCCGCCAGCAUCCCCGCCUGACGAUAAUCAUACGACAGUUCCGAAGCAACCAUCUCAACCACCAACUACAACCAUACCAAAACAAGAAACUCCAAAACCAACAUCAACAAACGCCGAAGAAACCCGAGAAACAACACUCCAGCCAUUAACGCAGGACCCGACAAAGGAAUCGCUGAUCGAGCCAUUAUCGAAUUUCCGGUACGACCCAGUACCACCGCCAUAUGGCAGACGCCUUCCGCACCGGGCCAAUCUCAAGCAGAUGGGGAACGACCGACAAACAAUUUCCACACCACGCAAGCUUCGGACACAAGAGGGCUCUAUUUCAGAUACGAUUUUACUGUUUUUACAUUUCAACAUGAAACGUUAUGAGUUUGUAGGAAUCAAUCGAAAGAUGAAGCAUGCGCAAGAACCAUAA